Lactuca saligna is the source of this 405-nucleotide messenger RNA. The record is from the annotation of a GenBank genome assembly. Lineage: Eukaryota; Viridiplantae; Streptophyta; Magnoliopsida; Asterales; Asteraceae.
AUGUUCGGCAUGAAUUACACUGAUCCUCCUGAUCCGGAUAACAAAAAAUUAUACGAAGAAGAAUUGGAAGCUGAUGUUGGAGCUAAGCGAAGAGGUAGAAGAGCUGUUCACAAGGAAUUUUCGCCUUAUUCUGGGAACAAACAUAUUCGAUUGAAAGAGAAAAUGGAAUCUAAGGCUAAUCGAAUUCAGGAAGAGAAGAAAUAUUUGAAUUCGAAAUCUCCAAUUGAAAUAUCGAAGGUUGUGCUUAGAGCUGGAAUACGUGAUGUUAUUAAAACCGGAUAUGGCAAGGAAAAUAUCGAUCCGGAGUUCAUUAAAUCGGAGCUUAAUGCUUUUGAGAAGGUGAUUGCGGAUGGGAAGAAAUUGGAAUCGCAGAACAAAAUCAAACCAAUUAGGUAUCUAAAUUGA